Plenodomus lingam JN3 is the source of this 3597-nucleotide messenger RNA. It is a transcript of the gene PRP10, whose product is annotated as U2 snRNP component prp10. Gene Ontology annotation, biological process: spliceosomal complex assembly. Gene Ontology annotation, molecular function: mRNA binding. The record is from RefSeq and is a predicted model, not a curated record. NCBI's taxonomy places the organism in Eukaryota, Fungi, Ascomycota, Dothideomycetes, Pleosporales, Leptosphaeriaceae. Gene Ontology annotation, cellular component: U2-type prespliceosome; U2 snRNP; catalytic step 2 spliceosome.
AUGGCCGGACCGCGCGCAGGAAAGAAGUCUCAGGCCAAUGGCUCUGCCGACGGAAAUUCGUCGAGCAAAGUCUCACUCAGCGAGGCGUUCGACAAGGACCUCUACAGCGGAAACGGCGCCGACAAGUUCAACGGCUACGACACCUCCAUCGCGGUUGCCGAUCAAGAUGACGAUAUGGAGGAUGUGCAACUCAACGGCAGAAGCCUGGUGGGCCAAUACACAGCCUCUAGGGAGAUGCUCAACGAGUUCAGCCACGGCGACGCUGCUGAGGCCGACAUCCUCGACAGCCGCGAGAAACAGGCGCAGAUUGCCUCGCGCGAAACCGAUUAUCAACGACGGCGAUUCGACCGCGCGCUGUCUCCCUCACGCGCCGACCCCUUCGCGAAGGACGGCGAGGACAGCGGCCAGACGUACAAGGAUGUCAUGAAGCACCGUGAGUUUGAGCGCGAGGAAGCGCGUGUGCAGCGCAUGAUUGAAGAGAAGGAAAAGUCUGGCGGGAACCAAGUGCUUGACCACAAUCCCACGCUCAAGGACGAUGCGCCAGCAGUCAAUGGCGACAAGACACCUCCAAUGGAGAAGAAGCGCAAGAGGAGACGAUGGGGCGAGGUCACCGAUGAGGCCCCUGCCCCUGCGGUGAAAGAGGAUGUCAAGGAAGAGGCUGAAAGCAGCAGCAAGCGCUCGCGGUGGAGCGAGCCAGAGCCAGAGCCCGAGAAGCCCGCCGAAGAUGCUGCACCAGUGCGAUCGCGCUGGGACACAACCGCAGUAGUACCCGCCAGUGCUACUCCUGCUGCACCUGCUGCAAAUGGUGCCCACCCCUUCAUGCCACCGACUUUCGCUUUUGGGACAGACAUCUCCAGCCGCAACGCGCCCCUUUCUGACGAGCAGCUCGACAUGAUGCUCCCUGGUGAAGCUGAGGGUUACAAAGUCUUGGAGGCGCCCCCUGGCUACGAACCUGUACGGCGACCUGUAGGCAUGCCAGUUCUUCCUACUGGAUACCAAGGCUUCUUGCUUCCCGAGGCCGACAACAGCUUGGCUGCAAUGGGCAAGCAGCUACCUACCGAAAUCCCGGGUGUCGGCGAUCUACAAUUCUUUAAAAACGAAGACAUGAAGUACUUCGGCAAGCUCACAGACGGUGCGGAUGAGAACGAGAUGACAGUGGAGGAGCUCAAGGAGCGGAAAAUCAUGCGUCUCUUGUUGAAGGUCAAGAACGGAACACCACCCAUGCGAAAGACUGCGCUUCGACAGUUGACAGACAAUGCCCGUCAAUUCGGUGCUGGAGCACUCUUCAACCAAAUCCUACCACUCCUCAUGGAGCGCACUCUAGAGGAUCAGGAGCGCCACUUGCUCGUCAAGGUCAUUGACCGUGUACUUUACAAGCUCGAUGACUUGGUACGACCCUACGUUCACAAGAUUUUGGUUGUCAUUGAACCUCUUCUCAUCGACCAAGACUAUUAUGCGCGCGUUGAAGGUCGCGAGAUUAUCUCGAACCUGGCAAAGGCUGCUGGUCUUGCACACAUGAUCAGUACUAUGCGUCCCGAUCUUGACCAUCAAGACGAAUAUGUCCGAAACACAACGGCCCGAGCGUUUGCUGUUGUGGCAUCCGCUCUCGGUAUUCCAGCACUUCUUCCCUUCCUACGAGCUGUUUGCAGAUCCAAAAAGUCGUGGCACGCGCGUCACACUGGUGUGAAGAUUGUACAGCAGAUCCCGAUCCUGAUGGGUUGCGCUAUUCUUCCCCAUUUGAAGGGACUAGUUGAUUGUAUUGGCGAGAACUUAAACGAUGAACAACCAAAAGUUCGCAUGGUCACAGCGCUUGCUCUCGCCGCUUUGGCCGAAGCUGCAAGUCCUUAUGGUAUCGAAUCAUUCGACGACAUUCUCAACCCCCUCUGGACCGGAGCGCGCCGCCAGCGCGGUAAGGCACUCGCAUCCUUCCUCAAGGCUGUUGGUUAUGUCAUCCCGCUCAUGGACGAGGAGUACUCCAACUACUAUACAAGCCAAAUUAUGGAGAUCGUCAUCCGAGAAUUCCAGUCGCCCGACGAGGAGAUGAAGAAGGUCGUUCUCAAGGUGGUGUCGCAGUGCUCAAAUACAGCCGGUGUCACACCUGUCUACCUUAAGGACAACGUCCUACCAGAGUUCUUCAAACAUUUCUGGGUACGGCGGAUGGCUCUUGACAAGCGCAACUACCGACAGGUGGUUGACACCACUGUGGAUCUGGCGCAGAAAGCUGGGGUUGCGGAAGUCGUAGGCCGGAUUGUUAACAACAUGAAGGACGAAAACGAAGCCUACCGGAAAAUGACAGUGGAGACCGUCGACAAAAUUAUCAGCACUCUUGGUGCUCAUGACGUGGACCAGCGGUUAGAAGAACAGCUUAUCGACGGCGUGCUUGUUGCAUUCCAAGACCAGACCGUCGAGGACCCGAUUGUAAUUGAUGGUUUUGCAACCGUUGUGAAUGCUCUUGGGGAGCGUACAAAGACAUACCUACCACAAAUUGUCGCCACCGUUCUCGCACGGCUCAAUAAUAAAUCUGCCACCGUUCGACAGCAAGCUGCAGACUUGAUCUCGCGAAUCACGUUUGUAAUGCAGAAGUGCGACGAAGAUCCCCAGCUUAUCAAGCUUGCGCAGGCGUUGUAUGAAUACCUCGGUGAAGAAUAUCCUGAGGUUCUCGGUUCUAUUCUAGGCGCCCUUCGCGCCAUUGUCACUGUCGUCGGUUUACACGCCAUGCAACCGCCCAUCAAGGAUUUGCUACCCCGUUUGACGCCAAUUCUGCGCAACCGACACGAGAAAGUGCAAGAGAACACCAUUGAUUUGGUUGGUCGUAUUGCUGAUCGAGGAGCCAACUAUGUCAACCCUCGAGAAUGGAUGCGCAUCUGCUUCGAACUCCUGGAUAUGCUCAAAGCGCACAAGAAGGGUAUUCGACGUGCUGCCAACAACACUUUCGGUUACAUUGCAAAAGCUAUUGGUCCUCAGGACGUGCUGGCCACUCUUCUAGGUAAUCUUCGCGUUCAAGAGCGUCAGUCCCGUGUCUGUACAGCAGUCGCUAUCGGCAUUGUGGCAGAGACGUGUGCGCCCUUCACCGUCCUACCUGCCCUGAUGAAUGAGUACCGUGUUCCUGAGCUCAACGUUCAGAACGGUGUUCUGAAGUCGCUUUCAUUCAUGUUCGAGUAUAUCGGUGAGAUGGCGAAAGAUUACGUCUAUGCCAUCACACCUUUACUUGAAGACGCCCUCAUCGAUCGUGAUCAAGUGCAUCGUCAGACUGCUGCCUCGGUCGUCAAGCAUGUCGCCCUAGGCUGUGUUGGCUUGGACUGCGAAGACGCCAUGAUUCAUCUACUCAAUCUACUCUGGCCAAACUUGUUCGAGACUAGUCCUCACGUUAUCGAUCGCAUCGUCGAGGCCAUUGAAGGCGUCCGCAUGGCGGUCGGUACCCCGCUUGUCAUGAACUACGUCUGGGCCGGUCUCUUCCACCCUGCUCGCAAAGUUCGACAACCAUACUGGCGCAUAUACAACGAUGCAUACGUACAGAAUGCAGACGCUAUGGUCCCCGCAUUCCCUGUGUUCGAGGACGAGACGGUCAGGAGACACGAGCUGGAUAUCUUUAUCUAG